Messenger RNA from Balearica regulorum gibbericeps (East African grey crowned-crane), 1704 nucleotides. NCBI's taxonomy places the organism in Eukaryota, Metazoa, Chordata, Aves, Gruiformes, Gruidae. The record is from RefSeq and is a predicted model, not a curated record.
AUGUGUACUUGGAGGGUCAGCAUCCUGAUGGCACUGUGCUUCCUGCGGCAGACUAAAGGUCAUGUUCAACUUCCCCCUCCUCAAAAUGUUACACUAUUGUCAAAGGAUUUUGACAUGAUUUUGACAUGGACUCCUGGAAAAGACUCUCCACCAGAUGUGACAUACACUGUGAGGUAUGAAAGCCAGGAACGCAUGGACAAAUGGACAAAGGUUCCUCGUUGCAAAAAUAUUCACAGAACCUCUUGCAAUCUGACUUGUGUGCUUCCAAACUUAUUUGUUAAAGUCCGGGCUCGAGUAAAAGCUGUUUCUGGACAACUCCAGUCACCAUGGGUAGAAUCACAAUUCAAGGAAUACCACUUGGAUGUGGAACUGGCUCCCCCAGUGCUAAACGUGAAUGUCAAGGAGAAUGUAAUCCAUGUGAAUGCUUCCUUCCCUUUGGCCACCUGUGUGGAGAGUUUCUCUUGGAUGUAUGACUUGAACCUUUGGGAAGCUGGAUCGGAAGAAGUGAAGCAAUACGAAGGUAUCUUUAGGAAGAAUACAGUGACUAUCGACACCACUGCACUUAGAGGCAACUACUGCUUAAGUGCCAGAUCUUCCUUCCAAAGCAUUGACUUCAAGCACAGCAAAUUCUCCCAACCAGUAUGUGUGCUAUUAAACCCCAAAGUGGAAUGGGAGUUCCCAUUUUCUGCCACAAUCCCUGCGUUUGUCCUCCUCCUCCUCCUUCUGACAAGUGCCUUCAUCAUCUCCUUGCUGAAACAAGAUGCUAAGCGAAAGAAGAUGCCGCGUGCUUUGGAUUUAUCUAAUUUAAAAGCUGCCAGAUCAGACUUUCACUGUGAGACCAGUGAAAAGGAAUUCUUCAGGGACUAUCUUAUCUGCACAGAGAAGCUAAUGCCACAAAUGAAGACAAACAAAACGUUAAGAAGAAACAACCUACCGUGGAUGGCUUCUUUCCUCUCAUCAUCAUCAGAAGAGGAGGAGGAGGAGGAGGAAGAAGACAGCAGUGCUUUCAUCCCAUACACUGAAAUGUCUCAGUUUCCAAAGAGACAUCUCAACUGUCAACCACCCACAACAGCUCAGGGGGAAACUAGCUUGGACUCCGGAUCUGGAGGUCUCUCUAUGGAUAGUGAAUCCGUGCUUGACCUAAGUACCUUGGGUUUCUCUUUCUUUCCUAUGAGAAAUAAUGAGGUGGACACCUCAGGAUCCCAAGAAAAUAAGGCAGCAUCCCUUUCUCACAGUUUCUCUUUGAGAAGAAUAUCCCUCGCUGAUGUGAGAUUCCCAAAUCCCAGGGAACAUGGACAGCAUGAUACAGACAGGGAUGAAUCCCUGGAAAUGACCCCUCUUCAAACACUGAUGGAGGGGAUUUGUGCCAAACUUCCAGCCAACGAGCACUACCUGCAUAGGAAGGCUCAUCAUUUCACCAAAUAUUAUCAGAAACCAAUAGUUGAUCUGCAUGUCCAGAUCGGUGAGAUAUCCCAGCUCAGUGAGGAUCCCAGCACUGAGAUGCUCAUUUCCUUUCAGACAUUACAGGUGGCAGAAGAUGAAGGUAUUGCAAGUGACUGUGACAGCGAAAAUUUUACAGAAGGGACACCUCCCGCAUCCACGGUGCUAACUGACACAUUUGAAACUUCAAAUAUGGAAGAAAAAUAUGAUCAAAAGUUUAAAUUCAAAGGCUACGAGCAUGCACAUUACAUGGGAAGGAGCUAG